AUGACAGAAUUAUGGUUGAAUCUCAAUUUUUCCCUUAAAAAGUUCAUUGUUUAUAAAGUCUAAGAUAAUAAAUAAUAAUUAUUGAUUUAAAAAAUUAUCAAGUUUUUAUGCUCUUUAUUAAUCCAAUAUACAGAUGUUGAACACAGCACUGAAUAAAUUUUGAUUACUAUGUUUUUACUCUAAAGAAUCAGCAUAUUUAUUACUAACCGUACUUUAUUCUUAUGUAAUUCCAUUGAUUACUUAUACUUCUUAAUUUAAAUAGACACUUAAAAUUAAUUAAGUGAAAAAUAAAAGAUUGCUCAAGUUUUGGAACAGGAUUUUAAACUUAAACAAAAUGAAAUGACAUUCAUUAAACAUUUUAUGAGAAAUAAAAUAUCAAGAUUGUUAUAAUCAUUUGGAUUUAACUAUUUACUUGUGUAAACAAGUUUUUUCUUUUUAAAUAAAAAUUUUCUAGAGCCCUUUUUGGAUUAUGCCAACUUUUUUAAUAGUUAGGCUUCUUUUUUCUAAGCAGGUUUUGAUAAAAUAAAAUAAUUCAAUCAAUAAUUUGAUGAAUUCGAGAGAUAAAUUAUGGAAGGGUUUUCAUCUUGUAGGAUUGAAAAAAUUAUGUUCAAAUAAAAUUAAUUAUCUUUUUAUUUCAUUCUGUGA
Paramecium primaurelia is the source of this 645-nucleotide messenger RNA. The record is from the annotation of a GenBank genome assembly. Lineage: Eukaryota; Ciliophora; Oligohymenophorea; Peniculida; Parameciidae.